GACGGAGAAACAUACUCAGCCUGAGAUCGCAGAGGUCAAAACCGCCAUUUCCGACCUUUUUUUGAAGGGGGAAAAAAAUUGAGAGAUAUUGGGAAACUCGCAACUUCCCGAAUUCGAGCAUGCUUUUUGACACGAUUAUGAAUUCCGUUUUCCUGUAACCGGACAAACUGUGGCGUCAUUCCCUUCCUGACGAUCUCGCCUUAUCGGCUUGCCGGUUGGCCGUUGGUUUUCCCAAGGACGGCCCCACAACGCUGAUAUUAAUGUCUGAUUGGAUAAUGUAACUGUCAGUCAGCUGGAGGGACGUGUUGCGCUGUUGAUAGCUACGACAAAAAAUGUUUUACCAGAAGUUUGUGGCAGGAAUGAAGAAAAAGAGUUAAAGAGUCUUCGUACGCAAAACGGGAAUAACAACUAUCUGAAUUGUAUUUGCAGAUUUGCAACAGACCUCAAGGCUGGAUUUGUGGAGUUCGAUCUUCACUUUUUUUCCCUAAACUCAAUUCACAACAACUUCUUCUUUUACCCGGAGAAGAAAAGCACCUGGACAUAACACCACCUAGAUACAGGAUCGAAGUACUCCUCGUUGAGAGGAAAGAAAACAUGGAAGCAAUUCUAACAGUAUUCGUAGUAGUCAUUUUAGGAUCACAGAUACAAGCAGGCCCUGUGGCAACCAGUGAAUGUAAAGUUGGAAAGAUUGGAGAAAACCAUCCCAUCACCAUCUCGCACCUUAAGCAACUCCCUCUGUUACAAAGCUGUAUGUCCAGUGGCAGGUCUACAGCUAACGAAAUUGUUUAUACUAUCAACUUAAUUCUACCUCCUACCACAAAACUCCUUCAGAUUUCUUUGCACGUGCAGCCGAUUAGUGUCAACAAGACGUUGGUUCUUGUUUUGAACAGCAGCAAUGAUUUAGUUUGGAAUGUGAGUGCUAUCAAGAUGCCACUUAAAGUCUAUCAUUCCACAAAAUCCUAUGUGAUACCCCAGGAAACAAGGAAACUUUCAAGUCUGGAACAAUUGAAGCUAGUUGAGGAAAACUGCAGUUCAGUCAUUAGCUUAGUUAAGUUUGAAGAAGCUGGUGGAAUAACAAUAGAACUGAAAGAAGGUGAAAUGUUUCCAAAUAAGUGUGAACAAAUGCCUUGUAUCAGUGCUGAAAAUUAUCUGGAUCGCAAACCUCGUCAGGAAGACUUGGUGGGUUGUGUGACAUCUGACCAACAUGUCGUUCCUCAAAUCCAUAUCAUAAACCUAAUACCGAUACCCAAUUAUUUCAGGAGCUCGGAAGAUAAGAGUGUUAACUUGAAUGUUGAAUUUACACAUGGAAAUAAUUGCCCAACUGUCUACCUGGUUAUACAGAGCAAUAAGCCUAUAAACCUGAACAUCAGCGGUGAAGUUCCUUCUUCAUUACAACUUAAGCUAUCCCACAGAAUUCAUGCAACUUGGCCAGGAUUGAAAUCAUCAGUUGUAUCUAAUCUUCCAAAAGCUUCAGAACAAUUGGUGGAGUGGGCAAUUGAAAAUGAACGUGGUGCUACAUCAUUGACAGAGAUUCCAUUGUUUGAUGAGAUCAGACUUAAAUGUAAUCUUCGUGCAAAUGAUGUCCAUACGUCUGUGCUGCAAUCGGAGUCUCUAGACAACUAUGUUAAAUCUGUUCACUGUGGAGAAUCAGAGAUGGAAAUCAUUGUUAGCAAAGAUGGGAAGAAGCCAAUUCAGGAAAUAACACUACUGGAUGAUAAUUGCAAAGGAAACAGUAAUGAAACACAUUUCUACUUGAAGUACAUCCCUUACACAGAAUGUAACACUACUGAAAGCGGAGGCAACUACAUAAACAAGCUAAAGGUGAAGUUGUACAAUGGAACUGAAAUCGUACAUGAUGUGCAUUGCCCACGAGUACAAGAAGUUUGUGAUCUUGUUACACAUAACAUGAUUGGCGAUGAAUCAUAUAUCAGAAUUUUUGGGCAUUGUGACUUUAAAAAGCCAUUCUCAAGGAUUUACAACAACACAAAUGUCAACGGAGAGAUUUUACUCCCUUCACUUGGACAAAAUCAGAAUGCAUUUGGAAUUGACAUGAAGCUUCAAAACUGUUCUCUCAUCCCAAGAUUUGCAGUCAAUUCAGUCAAUAAAAGUGUCCUUCUUCCCAAAAUCUCCGUGACUGUUAUACAUGCAAAAUCACACAAAACCAAGUGUACUAAUGAAGUCAUAAACCACUACCCAUUCUGGUUUCUUUUCCAUAAUUCAUGGAGCCCAGUUGUUGAGGAAGCAGUCUUGGAAUGUUCUGAAGCAGCAUGUACUUCUGGGUCUUGCUUUGAUAUGAGAAGGAUAAAUAAAACGUUGAAAAUUGACAACCAUAGCCCUCCGCAUCCUAUUUGUCCCACAUUCCCAGACCCCUCCAGUCAGGAGGAACCAGCUCCCACAAGUCACAGACCAGAUGGCCCAGACCUCACAAGUCACAGGCCAGAUCCUCCUGUGUUCCAGGGAUUGGGAAUGUCAGCUGCAUUAGGAAUUGCAUUUGGUGCAUUUGUCAUUGGAGCAUUACUGAUUGCAGCUCUGUGGUAUAUCUAUUCACACACUCGUCCUUCUGAAAAGAAGCAGCCUGUUUUCACUAAUCCACCUACAUCUGAGAACAGCAGCACCAAUCACAGCAUUAGUAGCACCCAAAGUACCCCAUGUUCUACAAGCAGCGUUGCAUAGCCAUCAUCUACAAUGAUUUCACAAUACUGACUAGUUAAAAUAUGUUGUUAUAUGACAACUGCCUUUUUUUUUGCAAAAUUCUGAGUAACCUAUGGUGAAUACAACGGUAAAACAUCUUUGAAAGUGAUUUAACAGCUGCAAAGAAAACCCAUUUUCAAAAAGAGAAAUGACUUGUGGCAUUACAGUUCACCAACUGCAACUCCAGUAGCAGAUCUGCCUAAUAGGUGCCAGGCAUCUAGAGAAUAACAUUGUCAGACAGUGACUACAAUGCAGGUGAUGCCUUAAACAACAAGGGUAAAAGUCUGAUUUCUCACUAUUGUUUGAAGAUAAGGCUAGAAUUAGCCAUGAAUAUUCAGGUAUUUGUGUAUUUUUAAUAUUUAAGUACUGGUUUAAUAUUUUAUGCAAGGGUUUAAUAACUUUUUUCACUUUCUCUCAUGAGAGAUUAUUGAUGGUAAUGUAAGCUAUACGGGUGUGCUUUGUCAUCAGUGGGUGACAGUAUUCACUCCUAUGUGGAAUGCAGCCAUAACCAGCCAAAACAAGAAAUUGAGCAAUUAUGACUUAAAGGGUGAUUCCACAAUCCUGUCGAAUUGUGCCCAAUAGACUUUGAUAGGACUUCACUUGAGAGAACUGAAGCUGCUGUUUUUGUGGCUUACGUCUUUGUCCCAUGCCCAUUUCAGUACAAUUGCCCACGAGGAGAAUAAAAUCACAAUUUUUAUCAAGAUAUCAACUGAAUUUAACUAAUGGAAAAUUUUGCACCCUGCACACAAAUUGCAGUGUCACUGGUGGUAACAUUCUUUUUUAAAAAGGGAAAAUUGAAGAUCGUGAUGAACUAAGUAACAAUUAGAAAAAAGCUGACUUAUUAAAGUAUGUUACAGGGAACCAAGAAAAGGUAAACCACUUCUACAGAUUUUUACAUUGUGCCUUUUCUGUAAAAGCAAAUCAUGAAUACAGUUUGACUACAGAAUUAUUAAACGUACACUGCCAGGAAUCCUACUGAAUGUCCUAGAAUCAUCAUUUUGAGUCCCCAUAAGCCACAAAACAAACUCCCAAGUGAGUACUGUAUCUAUGUGGCCUUUAGAGAUGAUUAUUAAAGAGAUUACAGUUCUAAGUGCUGUGUUUACCAGAAUUUAAACUCCUACCCAACAGCUGUUUGAGUCAGUUCACUGCUGGCCAAUGAAAGGGAAAGUCCAUGUCUAAUGACACAGUUGGCUUUCAGUUGAAUUGUACCUCAACCUAAUUUCCAACCAUUACGAUUAUCGAUAUCAAUUGGAAAGGACACUGUACCAGUCCAUUUUAUUUGUAAACUUAUUAUGUAAGGAUAUGUUGUGUUAAAGUUACUGUAGAAAUGCAUGUUUUUCAUGUUUGGCCAUAGAGUAGAAAAUAAAAAUUAAAGUAAAAUGAUAUGACAAGGUGUAGAGCUGGAUGAACACAGCAGGCCAAGCAGCAUCAGAGGAGCAGGAAAGCUGCGUUUCGGGUCUGGGCCCUUCUUCAGAAAUGCACUCUACUAAAUGCACUUUUCUGAAGAAGAGUCCAGACCCGAAACGUCAGCUUUCCUGCUCCUCUGAUGGUCAUUGGCCUGCUGUGUUCAUCCAACUCUACACCUUGUUAUCUCAGAUUAUCCAGCAUCGGCAGUUCCUACUAUCUCUUAAAGUAAAAUGAUUGUUUUUAGAAAGAAAGGGAUUUUCUUGUUGAAAAAUUAAUGAAGGGAAAAUCAAGACCCAUUCACCCAUCCUCUGCAAUCUCUCCCAGCCCUACAACUGUAUCAAAAUUGUAUAUUUGCCCACCUUUGAUACUUUCUGGACUCACUCUUCCUCACCAUUGCAGGAAUUUAUUUUUUCUGGUCAGGCUCAACCCUAUAUAGUGCUGUCCUUUAAAUCUGUCCCUCACUGUCUCCUCCUCUUAAGGCAAGUAUUAAAGACUACUUUGCACUUUCUUCCAGCACCACCUCCUUUGUCUCUUUGUCAAUUUUUGUUUGAUUUGUGUUCUUAUGAAUGCUUUGAUACAUUGUAUUAAACUAAAAAUUUUAUACAAAUGUGUGAUGUAGAGGAACUGUGACCAAGCUGAAGUAGCAUCCACUAGAACCUUCAUAGUAGUGUGAAUUAAAACUAGAAUAAAUAUGACUUCGGAUUCAUCCUGUUAGUUCGAGGGGAUUUUGUAGGAAAUAUGUUGAGAAAUUGUUACCAUUUAAGGGCACUCUGACCAUCAUAUUCCAAAGUAGAGUGCAUAAGAUCCCUACAUAUAUCACCAUGUGCAUAAAAGGACUGCUUCAAUGCUGCCUGGAAUAGUCAUAGUCAGUAUUGCAAUGCCAGUCCCAUUUGCUGAUGUUGGGGGAUAGACUGUGCUUAACAAUAAUAGUCUUUCGUUUUCUCUUACUGAUCUGACACCAUCUCCACUAGUGGACUUUUCCUGAGUUGUAGCAGUCAAAAUUCCCAUCUGACCGUAUUCUGCUUCCUCACCUUUUGUUCACAAUGUAUCAUGAACAACGUGCGGGAACAAUAUUCAGAUGAGCUAACUUUGUUUUAUCAGGCCUCACCAUAUCCCACAAUGUUAUAAGAACACAAAUGAAAAUAUUAAAUGAGAUGAACUGUAAAUCCCAAUAAUUAACUUUGCCUCAUUUGAGAGAGUAAUUGAGUCCUGUAACAGAUCUGGAUAUUUCUGAUGUUGUAUAAUCUUGUUCACAUUACUUACUAAAUUGAAAUAGUGUUAAAAUGAAAUGAACAUUUAGAGGCUAAGUAUUUCUCCAGCUAUUCCUUUACAGCUGUGUUUUAAGACAAUUGAGUUAAAUUAUUUUGUUGUCUUGCCUUUUGGAUUAAUUUUUAAGAUGCACAAAACCAUGUACACAAGAAAAUAUGCAAACAGCCAUUUUGAAUCAUUCAGUUAUAAUGUACAGUUUAACUACCAGAGAUUUGAGUUGUAUUGACACUUCAAAUUGAAAGGACUUUAUUUUAACGUUCUUUAGCACCUAAUGGUGAUCACUGUGAACUGACAUUGAGAUUAAUGCACUAUUAAUACGUCAUACCAUAUUAACAAACAACCAACAAAGUCAGAGCUUUCAGUAUUGUUCAAAAGAGGAAAGCUAGAAAACAAUUUACAAGGCUUGAAGGAAUAGACUAAAUCGAGUGGCAAUCGGAUCUCUUGAGUUUAGGAGUUAAAAUGUAUAAAUUGUAAGGGGAAGGAAAGAGAUUUUGGAUACAGAAUUUGUACAAAUGUACCAUUAUGGUCCAACAUUGGAAAUAGUAUAUAAUUCAAUUUACAAAUGAAAUAGAAUUAUGUUAGUGAAGAUACAGUAAUAAACUGGCUAGGAAAGGUAUAAAUCAGGAUUUAAAAAGGGUAUAUUAUCAAACAAAGUUUCUGUAAGUACACUAAUCAGAACAUCAUGAGAAGGACCAGUUUCAUUUAUGAAUUCUGAUUUAACAUUGGCUUUUUUGGGUCAAAGGGAAAUGGACCUUUUAUGAUCUUAUUAAAUGACCUGUGACUCUUCUGUUCAUUAUUUAGAUUGUUCACCUCAGAAAUUCAUUUUUAUUCAUGAAUUUAAGUAUUGAAGUAAGAACUAUGUUUGUUUUCUGUACAUUUUAUACUGAGUUUUUGUUUUGAUAAAGUUGCUUAAUCUUUACUAUGUUUGUGAGAACAAAAAGGCUGAUUUUUUUAAAACUCUCAUUCAUCCUUAUAUGUUCAGAAUUCCAACUGAAAAUUUCAUCUACCCCUAUCCCCCUUUGAGACAUUAGUUGUGUUCUUUUAUGUUGAUUACUAGUGGUAUUAGUUUUUGCCACUAUAACCGACCCUUCUAAUCGGCUGUGUUUUAUGGUGCCAGUAGGUUCGUUCUGUAUAUUUCCAGUUUUGGAACAAGUAUAUUUAAGUCCUCUUUUAAAAGGAAGAGAACUGUAUGAUUCAAGAAUCUUUUUAAAACAAAAAGAUAAUAGCUUGCGUAGAAAUUCAUCUCACUAAUGUAUUAUAAAUCAUAACUAUCAAUAUGCUUUGAGUAACCUGUUAUCUUUUUAAAUCAUGUCUGGUUCCCAAAUACUCUACAGUUUUAUUUGUCUUAAGUCAGUUUUACAGCAUGGAAAAAAAGCCCUUGAACCACUGUGUCCAUGCUGGUCUUCUCUUUAAUCCCAUUUCCCAGCAUUUAGCCGAUAGCUUUGUAUGCUAUGGCAUUUCAGUUGUUCGACUAAAUAUUAACAUGUGAAGGUUCUCACUUCUGCCACCCUUUCAGGCAGUGGGUUCCAGAUACCAACCACCCUCUAGGUGGGGGUUUCUUCAAAAUGCCUCUAAAUCUCUUCCCCUUACUUUAAAUCUAUGUCCGUUGGUCGUUGACCCCCUCUACUAAGUAGAAAUGUUUAUUUCUUUCUAUCUUAUCUAUGCCUUUCAUAAUUUUGUACACCUUAAUCCAGUCUCAUUUCAGCCUUUGCUGCUCUAAGGAGAACAACCGCAGCCUACCUAGUCUCUUUCUUUAAAAAAAAGCUAGAACUCUUAACUUUCUUUUGAUGCAGUUUACAUUGGAGAAAAACAACUUGCCUAUUAGCUCUCCACUUUGUGUUGAUGUUACUUUCAUCAGCCUUUCUUAGAUACUAGCAAGCUUCCUUCAGGGUUAUCUGCUGUUCAGACUGGCUUGAUCUCUCAAUCUUACUUUGUUGUUUAUUGAUUUAAAAAUGUUGUUAUUCAUGUUACUUGAACUUCAUCAUUCUUCAAUAUUCCUACAAAAUUUUAUAAUGUACUAACAUGUUAUAAGUUUCUACUUUUCCUUUUAAGUGACUGAUUGUGAAACCUACUUUACAUAGAAUUUACAACACAGAAUUAGGCCAGUUAGCGGGCCUGGCCUUUGCUGACAUUUUAUGCUCCACACACACCACCUCCCACCUCUUAAUUAUUUUUGAUUUCUCUUGUGUGUUUACCUAGUUUCUCCUUAAAUACAAAAUGCUACUUGCCUCAACUAACAGUCUUUGGAUGAAGAAGGUUCUCCUGAAUUCCCAGUGAAUUUCCCUGUGCAGUAACUACUGUUUUACUUAGCUAUAUUUGUGGUCUGUCCCACAACCAAACAUAGCUACCCUGUCAAGUCUCUUGAAUACUUUUACAGCAUUAGGUUCUAGAGCAAACAGCAGUUAUUAUAUAGAUCCCGAGGGCAUCCUAGUAAACAGGAGGCUGAGUUUCACAAUAUUUUUGUCUAUGGUGUUUUUUCCUUUGAUUGUAAAAACUUUUUUUCAAUAUCAGCAUUUAUCAUUAAACUGAACUUUUUAAACUACAUUCGCACUGCUGGUAACUAUUAGCAAUUUGGAAGUGUAAAUCAUAUUUUCCUAGGUAAAUGGGUGAAGUGAAAUGUCAAAGCAACUUAUGAUGAUUCUUAAUGGUUAUACAAAAAUUAAUAUUUUAGUACUUAAGAUAAAUUUCUUAAUCCAUUCCAUUAUUACCACUUUGAGAAUUCUGAAAAGUUGUAGCAUUAGAUUUGUAUCUUUGCAAAAUUUAAAGAUUUGUGUGCCUUCCAGCAAAAUAUUCAAGUCAAUUUUGAUUUUUGAUUGUUAAUUGAAAAUAAAUAUAUUGAGUCUCCCCCCUUUAGAUGUAUUCGAGAAUAGCAAAUGUUAUGCUGUCACCUGAAGCAUUUUUAUUAAAAUACUUCUAAAUUGCAUGUUUGAUGUCAACUAAAUAGGUUAAAAGUUUGAAAACUGAGUAUGUUGAAGGAUGUACUCUUUUAAUCAAAGCAUGUGUUGACUUACAGCAUCUUCAGUGCCAGAAUAUUCAUUCAAACUAUUGUACUCCUUAUUGGAAAAUCUGAAAUGUUCUUGUUCUUAUAUAAAUUGUAUUGUUUUAUGGAAGCUCUAAUUCUACUUCUGUAUGUAUUUUCUUAAAUUACAAAUGCUUUUAAUGUCUUCGAAGAAGACAGUUAUUGACCUGUAUCAGUCUUGUAUGAGAUAUGUAUAUUAUUGUCUAUAUUAUAAAGUUUAUUUUAGAGUUAUUCAUAAUCUCAGAACAAUUAAUCAUGUAAACUUACCAAAAUCCUUUUAAUUCAUGUAAACCAUUAUUAAAACAUUAAAAAAAUAGAACUGAA
This is a messenger RNA of Rhincodon typus (whale shark), 8710 nucleotides long. RefSeq lists its product as uncharacterized. The record is from RefSeq and is a predicted model, not a curated record. Bases 595 to 2673 code for a protein of 692 amino acids. Gene Ontology annotation, biological process: vasculogenesis. The transcript has 18 exons. NCBI's taxonomy places the organism in Eukaryota, Metazoa, Chordata, Chondrichthyes, Orectolobiformes, Rhincodontidae.